Molecule: messenger RNA, 2529 nt
Organism: Alligator sinensis (Chinese alligator)
Lineage: Eukaryota; Metazoa; Chordata; Crocodylia; Alligatoridae
Gene: RIBC2
Product: RIB43A domain with coiled-coils 2
Exons: 7
Coding region: 51-1166 (371 amino acids)
Source: RefSeq, a predicted model, not a curated record
UUGGUUGCCGUGGCAACGGCGCUUGUUGUGGGGCUUGGGGUUGUGGCGCUAUGUUACGGCCGGGGCUGGAUCGCGCCGAGGCGGCGCUGCGGGAGCGGCGGCUUCAGGGCCGCAUCUUCGACGCCCGCGCCAGGAUCAUCGGGGUUGAUAAAGAUGCUCUGGACACCCAGGUCAAAGAUAGGAAGAUUCAAGAGGAAACUGAAAAAGCACAAAAUGAAAAAAUUGCUGGUGAGAUGAAGCAAAAUGACAAGAUCACCUGUAUAUUAGACGAACGGCAGAGGAAGGACAUCAGAAACCUAAAUAAAGCUCUUGCUGAGUUUCAACACAAUUUUCAGAAGCCAGAAACUCGGCGUGAAUUUGACUUGUCUGAUCCACAAGGCCUAAAGAAGGAUACUCCUGCUCGCCUUUCUGACAGUGACCCUCGAUGUACUGUGUCUGGCUUGCAGAUGUUUGUAGGAGAAGAUUUAAACCAAGCUCAGCGGUCAGAUUUUCAAAAGGAGCAGUCAAGAGAAUGGUUUCUGCAGCAACAGAGAGAUUGGGAAAAUGCAUUAGCAGAUAAAAAGCUUGCAGAGGAUCUCUAUGACAAGAACAGGGUUGAACUUGAUCAAAAGGCCAUCGAACUUCAGAGAAUAAAUGAAGAAACCAGACGAGCUGUUUGUGCAGCUAUAAAGGAUUGUAACCGAAUCCAGGCUGCAGAUUUAGCAGAAAGAAAAAAGAUAGAAAAGCGUCAGGAAGAAGGUGAUAAUAUGGCUGAAAUUUCCAACCUCCUUCAAGGAGACUUGCUUUCUGAAAAUCCAGAACAAGCAACCAGUUCCUUUGGGCCACAUCGUGUGUUUACAGAUCGAUGGAAAGGAAUGAACCAGGAUCAGUUGAUGGCAAUACGUUACACUCAACAGCAGCAAGUUCUGGAGAAACUGAGACUACAGGAGGAAGAACUCCAAAGAAAUGCUGAGUGGGACAGGCAGUGUGUACAAGCUGCCAGAGCACAACUUCUUUUUGAGCGGCAACAGCAGCGACUGAAUCGAGAACAUCGCAGAGCUCUGGAUAACGCCAAUGCACAGCUGUCCCAGGAGCAAAAAUCAAGGAGAAUUUAUCUUCAGGAAGAAGUAUAUUCAAAUUGUCCAACAGGACAGUAUUUCACACAGUUUAAUACAACAAGCCGAUGACAUUUGAGAGAGACACACUCCCUGAAAUACUGGUAUAUCUAAGCUUUAUAGAAAUAAUAAAUUUUCCUUAACUUACCAUGCUAUUGCUUUUUUAUUGUAUUAUUUUCAAACUUUCCAAUGAAAAUGUUUGUGAUUUAAAAUGAAUCCAUUUUUCUGAUAAUAGCUUAUUUGAAAUCAAAGGCCCCAUGAUUGGCAUUUUUAUAUGUAAUGAAUGAGAAGUACAGAGAUUACUGUAGUUAUUAUUUUUUAUAAUCAUUUUGUAGGAGAAAAAAAUAAGUACAAAUAACUCUGACCUGGUGAUUUAAGUGCUAAUCUGGAGUAGAUUUUAGGUCAAAUUUAUUCCUAGUAUGUGCCCAUUCAGAUCAAUCAAUUUUGUUGUGCAACUCCCUCCCAGUGAAGAAUAUGACCCCCUAGUAGAUUGAUUAGAUAUUAUUUAGAGGAUUUUUAAAUUGAAUUUGAGCUCCUUUAACUGCUCAUUUUUUCUUCAGUAUAAUAUGUAUGUUUGCUAAUCUAUUACUUUUAAAGGUUACAGAAAUACAGAAGGAGUGCAGCAUGACUGUCAACUUAAAGUAUAAAUGAAAAUCCGAUUUUGGUGUGCUUCAAGACAGUGGUGCUCUACCUCCAGCCUGUGGGCUAGAUCCAGCCUGUGGAGCCAUGGCAUUGCGUUCCCUAUAGAUCUGGAAAUUUAGCAGCAGGGGAGUAGUGGCAAUUAACACCACUACUGCUCCCCCACUACCAAAUUGCCAAGCCCUGCAAGCCAUGUGAUAUGGCCCUUUGCACAGGAUGGGGCCAUUGGCACGAUCUGGUACAGGGCCCCAUCAUGUUCCAUCCCCAUAUGUUGGAUCAGGCCUGUGAACUGACCCCACACCCUUUGUCCAGGGGGCACCACUGCUUUAAGAGACCAUACUCUGCUUUAAAAUAUAGGAGAAUGAAUAGGAUGAAUAUUUGAUUUUGAUUUAAACAAAGAAAAUGGAAUGUUCCUACAGAUUUCUGCAUUUUAUGUAGAGAUAAAUAUUUGAAACAUAUGUAUAUGUGAAAGUGAGAAUAUAAAGCAUUGUCAUAGCAUUUUGAACUGCUUUCAGUUGUUCAAAAGUGAAAGUUUGGGGAAAAAUACAAUUUAAAUUACUUGAUACGCUGUGGUAGCUAUUCUCCACGCCAGUUCAACAAUGUGUUUAACCCUAGAUUAGAACUGCUCGAUUUCAGAGCAGUUGGGGAUUGCACACCACACAGGUUGCAGGCACUGGGCUACACACUGCACCAGCAGCAUGUCUUUGGGGCUGCAUUGGCUUCUUGGGACCGCCGCCACCUUCAGCUUUCCCCCGAUGGGAGCAGCGUGAUUCCUCCACCACUACUACUACUUGAG